Molecule: messenger RNA, 5922 nt
Organism: Chlamydomonas reinhardtii
Lineage: Eukaryota; Viridiplantae; Chlorophyta; Chlorophyceae; Chlamydomonadales; Chlamydomonadaceae
Exons: 7
Coding region: 274-4512 (1412 amino acids)
Biological process (GO): actin filament polymerization
Cellular component (GO): cytoplasm; actin filament
Molecular function (GO): actin binding; microtubule binding
Source: RefSeq, a predicted model, not a curated record
GAUUCUUGAAACACACUAGGAUUGUCAUAAUAGAUAGCUUAAGAAUGCUUCGCACAUAUUUUAACUGAACCGACAGAGUGAGACGACGUGUUGUCGACAUGGAAAUAUGUGAAGAUGAAAGUAACAUAAUAUGUAUGUAGCGAGCUGCUGCCCGCUCGGUCCGAGAGGCGGAGUGCUGGCCAUGCGGACCUGACACAGCAGCAGCGUCGGGCCCCCACAGGCAGCAGGAGUAAUGCUGAAACGCGUCGAAAGGACUGCUUACACACUCGGCAUAUGUAUAACCUUGUUUGGCUUGGUGACGCGCGGAGCUUCGGUCGAUGCGCGCCAUAUGUCGAUGGGUGGCUGCUGCAGCUCCGCAGCGGCGUGACAACCUUUUACUUGCUGCAGCCGCUGCUACAGCCUGGCGAGGGCGACACGGCCCAGGCUGUAGCGACUGCUGAUGCUGUGGGUGCUGCUGCUGUGGGUGCUACGGCGGGCGGGCGGGGCCUGCUUCGGCUGCCGCUGGACGUGUCUGCGCUGGAGCCGCUGGGGCUACUGCCGCCGUCCGGGUCGCUUGUGCGGGCGGUCUGGAGGCCCAGCCUGAAGGAGGGGACAGCGGCGCCCGCAGCAGCAGCAGCAGCAGCAGCAGCAGCACUGGCAUUACCAGUAGCUGGUUCAGCGAGUGAGGUCUGGGAAGAGGCAGGCCAGCGGGAUGCGGCAGCAGCUGCAGCAGCGGUAGCGGACCCCGCAGCCGCUGUGCUGGCGGCCGCGGCGGCGGAGGUGCAGCGGACGCCACACGGGGCCCUGCUGGUGUUGCUGUCGCUGACACCACUGGACAGCGGCGGAGGCAGACCGGCAGGCGGGGUGGCGGGUGCAGGCGCAGGCUGGGUGGUGCUGCCACAACCGGGCGCUGACGCUGGAGCUGACGCUGAGGCCGACGCUGGUGCGGACGCUAGCGUUGACGCUGAGGCUGGGGCUGAGGCUGAGGGCGGAGCCGCCGCGACGGCGGGGUUGACAGGCGCGACGGCGGCACAAGACAGUGGCCAGUCGGUGCACCGCACCCAGCGGGACGGGCAGUGGCAGCAGCUGCGACGGCGCCUGUUGCAGUCGUUCACGGACUUCCCAUCCCCACCACCGCCGCCGCCGCCGCGGCCACCGCGGCCGCUGCGCCCGCCCGCGCCGCCCUCGCUCCCCGCUGGCAGCCCUGUGCCCCAGCCCAGUCUGCCACAGCCGAAUCAUGCACCGCCCAGCCAACCACCGCCGGGCCCUAGCCCCCCGCCGCCAGAACCCAGCCCCCCGCCUCCGGGCCCCGCCCCGCCCGCGCCCAAGCCACCCAUACCCCUCUCGCCUCCCAGCCCACUGCCUCCCUCGCCGCGACCGCCUCCACCGCGGCCGCCGCUUCCCUCGCCGCCGCGGCUGCCACCGCGGCCCGGCCCGCCACGGCCCAGCCCUGCACCGCCCGGCCCGCCGCCAAUGCCGCCCUCGCCGCCACAGCCGCCCACGCCAGAGGAGGGCGCGCAUGCGGCGGUUGUGGACUUAUACUCCCGGAGUGCGCGUGUGGCGGGAGGCGGCGACAUCAGCACGGUCUUCAUCAUUGUGGACUUGUGCGGCUUGGGAGGCGGACCCGCAAUUACAAAGGAGGAACUUGAGGAGCUGUUGUUUGAGCCGUUGCCAAACAGCAGUAGCAGUAGCAGUAGCAGUACCGGCAGCGGGAACACAGUUGGUGGCAACCGGCCCCCGCCGCCGCCUUCGCCUUCGCCGUCGCAAUCACGGUCGCCCUCGCCCUCACUAGAAGACAUCCUAUUUGAGUUCGAGGCGGGCGGCGCCACCGGCACGACGCAGGACCCUAGCGGCAGCGGCGGCAUGGACAUCGAUGGCGUCAGCCUGCAUGACACGGCGCCCGGGCUGACGCUGGAAAGCUACGUCAGCAACUGCUCCGUCGGCGCCGCCCGCAUCAACCGCUCCAACUCCCGGGUGGUUGGCCCGUACCGGUUACCCUGCGCGUACACAGCGCCGCCAGGCGGCGGCGCCGCCUUUCCCUCCACCGCCGCCACGCCGCCACCUGCUUCCGGCACUGGCGGCCGCGGCAGCGGCGCCGGAGAGAGCCCCACCGCCGGCGGGGUCAUCCCCUCGGGCGACGCCGCGGCAGCCGCCGGCGCUGCGGCCGCCGGCGGCGCCAGCUGGAGCGCGGCGCGGUGCUCCGUCGCCGACGUGUUCGGAUGGGCCGACGCCGCAGUCGCGGCCGCCGCCGCCGACGGCGUGAAUCUGUCCCGCUACGCGCACCGCUUGAUCGUGCUGCCGCCCAACAUGCGCGAGUGGGCCGGGCCCAACUGCUCCUGGACCGGCCUGGCGACGCUCGGGCCCGUGCCCGCCGCCGCCGUUGCCGUCGCCAUCAACGGCGGCGCAGCCGCCGCCAGGUCGGCCGCUGAUGCGCCGCCGCCGCAACCGCCGCCGUCGCCGCCGCAGGCCGCGGACGCGGGUGUGGGCUACGCCUGGGUGUCUGGUAGCUACGCGCGCAGCCUGCUGUCCUACCUACACGAGCUGGGGCAUAACCUGUGGCUGGGCCACGCGGGCGUGGGCUCCUGUGACGAUUGCGACUGGUCCUGCGCCAUGGGCAUGUGCUGCCGCGCGCGCUGCUUCAACGGCCCGCACGCCUGGCAGCUGGGCUGGGCGGUGCCGCCGCCCUCACACGUCAUGUCCGCUGCCACCCUGCCACUCGGUGUUCGGCGGCGCCUGGCGCUACCAGCGGCGCUGACGUCACAGUCCAGCCUGGCUGUUGUACGCGCGGACUGGAUGGCUGGCGCCGCCGCCGGUGCUGCUGGCACCGGCAGCCGGAAUGCGACUGACGGCGCCGGCGCUGCCGCCGGCGGCGCCGGCCCGCGGGCAGCGGCGGCGCCGACGCUGUUUCUGAGCUACCGGCCACGCACUGAGCCGUACGACGCCGACAUCCCCCAGGCCUUUGGCGGCGGAGUUACCGUGCAUUCGUACAACGGCACAAGCCAGCGUGACACGGCGUCCACGAGGCUGCUGGCGCGGCUGCUCGAGGGGAAUAGUUGGUGGGACGUGGCGCCAGCGGCGGCGCCGCCACCGCCGCCGUCGCCCGCCAGCGGCCAGGUGCUCUUCUCAACCACCGCACCGGGCGCCGCCGCCGGGCCGGCGGCGGCCGGGGCAGCGGCGUCGGUGUCGGCCCCGUCAGCGGCGGCGGUGGUGGGCGCGGGCCUGGCGGCGGCGGCGGGGUCGUCGGCGGCGCGCACGGCGACGGUUGGCGGGGUGGUGGGCGGCGGCAGUGUGGGCUCAGGUCUGUUGGUGACUGUGCUGUAUGCCAACGGCACGCACGCGGAGCUGGAGCUGUGCAGGGGCUGCGUGCCGCUGCCGGCCAGCCCGCCGCCGCCCGCGCCAGGGAGCCAGCGGCCCGUGGUCAUCGGCUUCUCGCCGCCGCCGCCGCCGCCGCCGCCCCUUCCGGGCGGGCUGGCGCCGCCGGGUGCAGCAGGGCCGCCGCGGCCGACGCCCAGCUCGCCCGCGCUGCUCUCCCCGGUGCCGCCGCUCGAGCCAACCGCGCCGCCGGCGUCACCGCGCCGCCGCCGCACCUCGCCACCGCCAACUUCCAGCACAUCGCCACUGCCAGCGCCCCAGCCCAAGUCACGCCGUGCCAAGCCGCCGUCGCCGCCUCCGGUCGCCGCCGCCCCAAAACGGGCCCGGAAGAGCCCACCGCCAAGGCCAGCUCCAAAGCCACCCUCACCGCCGUGGCCAAGUCCCUCGGCUGGAAGCGGUAGUGGCGGCGGCGGCAGCGGCGGCGGCGGGUCCGGACUGUCUCUUCCGGUGGAGCGUGGCUCUGCCGCUGGCGCGCCGAGGGCUGCACCGCCGCCAGCCCCACCGCUCCCACCGCCGCGGCCACCCCAGCCCCAGCUGCUUGCGUCCCCCGGCCUGCAGCCUGAAAGCACCUCGACCCCAGUGGCUGCACCCACGGCUGCCCCUCCGCCCGCACCCCUCGCCGGGCCUGCCACUUCCCCGGUGGCCCAGCCACCUCCACCGCCCCAGCCCCGGCUCGCACCCACGAUGCCAGCACCCCCACCGUCCCCACACCCCCCGGCCCCCGGCAACCAGGGCCCGACACGAAGCCCACAGCUGCUGCCACCGCCAGCUCCAGCGCCGCGAUCACCGGAGCCGCUGGCAUCGUGGCCCCCCUUGCUGCCAGCUGCCCGGCCGCAGCCCAGUCCGACCCCUACACCAGCUUCGCUGCUUCCGCCCAGCAGCCCUGUGCAGGCGCCUGGGUCGGGCCCAGCUCCGGCGUCGGCGCCAGCAUCAGGGCAUCGAAGAGCGCUGUCCGCGAGGGGACAUGCGACCGCAUCAGACAGCCUCGGCGACAGCGUCGCAGGUGCAACCGGUGCAGAUUCUGGUGACUGUCAUGGCGGGGGUGGUGGGGGUGGGGUUGAUGGGGGUGACGCUUCAGUGGCCGGUGGCUUGCGUGUGGGCCACGCCGAGGUGACGGAGCAGCGACGGCACGCCGCAGCGCCCUCGGAAGACGCGGCAUAGUAGCAUACGUGUUCGCGUGUCCGGACGUCCGACAGCACCGGUACACGCGGGGUUUGGGCCGGAGGCAUAUAGUGCUGGAGGCUGGCAAGGAGCAAGCUGCACCAGCACUGCGUGCCGUGAGCUAGAGGUAGAGCAGGGUCAUCCGGCUUAUGUUGGAACACAAUAUGCGUGCGGGCACAGGAUAGUAUGUGGUCAACGAGCCAGCACUACGGUACCUCACAUACGGACUUGAUGUGUAUCGAGGAGCUAGGCGGCAUGCGGCGCAGCUGUACGUUAUUUACCUGUAGGGUGCAGAAGCAUGCAGAUCCUUAGGGAGUUAGGUUGCAGCGCGGUCAGACAUAUCAGUAGGCAAGGACUUGUGGCCUCGAGACAGCAUGCCUAAGUAGGGCGUAGCAGCAGACGAGGAAUCGAGCCGUAGGGGCGCGGUGUGAGUUUGGGCAUGCAGAGGUUCAGAGUGGAAGUACGUCUGGUGAUUACUGUUGGUCAUUCAUGUUGAGGCGUGCUGUGUGCAGGGGGAGGGCCUGAGGACUUGGUAAACCCCAAGAUCAGGAUAAGAUGAACAGGCCGCGGGCAUGUUUAUGUGCGCAGUUUGUGCGGUUGUUGGCCGGGGUUUGAUAAAGCGCCGAGCUCUGUGACGCGGUUCGAGGACCCCGUCCUUGGGGGCUUGGUAUGGAUGCGGCGGCGCAGGCCCGUGGGAGUAUCUACAUUCAUUCGUCUUGAGCAGCUGUUCAUCCCACGCGUGUGUAUGCGCAAUGCGGCGGGCAGCAAGUGCUGCAAGGCACCUGGCUUGUGUGCAGCUGUUCCGCCGUGAGCUGGCGUCGUUGUGUGCCGUAUUGCGGGACGCAGCCGGUAAAUGGGCUGAUGCCGCCCGAGUGCGUUUCAAUUGCAUGGCUGGGUUGCUCCCGCUGUAAGAGGGCGGGGGCAGCACAGCCGGUAGCAUACGUGAGAUAGCUGGUUUGAGGUCAGGUUUGACGUUCGUUGCUGUAGUUAGGGCAUGAUGUGGUGGUAUCAGGGCCAGGCGAAUGGUCUAGCAAGAUGUUUGGCAGGAUACUGCAGUGGUGGCAAACAGAGUUCAAUGGUAGGCUUGACGCGUCGGCUUGCAUUCAGUGCUCGUAUCUUCCAUCUACGGUGUAGAAAUUUGCCCCAAAUCCGCCGAAGGCGGAGAAAUAUUUUGGGUUGCUGCGGCACGGCUGUUUCGGAACGGUUGCUGCGGCACGGCUGUGCGGUGCCAAGUUCAGGUGAUGUGAGUCGUGCUGUGCACGCCUCGUGGCAACGAGAAUGCUAUUAACAUGGAACAGGAGUGCCUGAGGAGGCCAGUGAUAGCGAUGUUGUGUGGCCAUGUGCGCAGACUGGGCGUUGUGUUAGAUAGUCCGUACGUGAGCCCAGUCGCUCUUCGUGCAACUGCUCCUU